AACAUGAUGAUAUCCUGGGGGUCUUGCGCUUUGUAGCCAGCAUAUUCCUGGUGAUUCUGGUACCCUCGACUUCCUCAUUGAUGGUCAUUGUCCCCUCCCCACUGACAAAUCCAAUUACUCAUCCGUUGCCCUCUCAGCAUCCUGCCUGAGCCAUGGAAGCCCCUGACGCUGCUGUGGCCUCUCUGAUUGACUUUGACAGCGAGCCAUCCACCCUGGCCCCCUCCGAGUCACCCCCUUCAAAACCUCGGGAUGGAAGCAGCUCCCUUGGUGACGGGGCAUCAGAGAGUGACACCACAGAGUCGGCGGAUAGUGAGAACGAUAUGGGGGAGUCCCCAACUCACCCCACCUGGGACCAUUAUCACCGCUCCUCAUCCAAUGAGUCCUUCUCUUCCAACCAGAGUACAGAGUCGGCCAAGGAUGACGAGGCAGUGGGGCUCCGGGAAUUUAUGCGGAACUAUGUUGAAAAGAUCUUCUCUGGAAGGGAAGACUUGGACCAAGAAGAGAAAGCCAAGUUUGGAGAGUUCUGCAGCAGUGAAAAUGGGAAAGGUCGGGAGUGGUUUGCACGCUAUGUGAGUGCACAGCGCUGCAAUUCCAAGUGUGUCUCAGAAGCGACUUUCUACCGUCUGGUGCAGUCCUUUGCGGUGGUGCUGUUUGAGUGUCAUCAGAUGGAUGACUUUGGACCAGCGAAGAAUCUAAUGACCAUGUGUUUCACAUACUACCACAUUGGUAAACCUCACAUGCUGCCCCUAGAGUCCAAGGAGAAACCUGCAGGCAGCAUUGACUCCUACCUGAAGUCCGCUAACAGCUGGCUAGCAGAAAAGAAGGACAUCGCAGAGCGUCUCCUGAAGAACACGUCCGCAAAAACGGAAAACGUGAAAGGCUUCUUUGGAGGCUUGGAAACCAAGCUGAAGGGACCGCUGACCAAGAAAAAUGAGGAAGAUGAAGAUAAACCAAAGGAAAAGCAGCAGAAGACUGUGACAGUGUACAGCCCAGAUGAAGAGAAGAAAGGGGAGAAGAUCUAUCUGUAUACUCACCUGAAGCAGCAGCCUAUCUGGCACACCCUGAGAUUCUGGAAUGCAGCUUUUUUUGAUGCUGUCCACUGUGAGAGAAGGAAGAGAUCACCUACUACCAGGGAGAAGUGGUGCCACAUGACCCAAGAGGAGCGUGAUGACAGCCUCCGAUUCAAUGAGAACAUUACCUUCGGGCAGCUCGGCACAUUUACUCACAACAUGUUGGCUUUUGGGCUGAACAAGAAGCUAUGCAAUGACUUUCUGAAGAAGCAGGCAGUGAUUGGCAAUCUGGAUGAAGAGCAAUACAAGCUACUGAGUGACCACAUCGAGCAAAUGGCUGUUGAGUAGCUCUGCCGAGAGCCAAAUCUGCAGCAUCCGCCAAGGGAGGAGUACAGGUGAAAGUCUCCUCCCCAAACACCCAGGACCAACAACCAGCUCCUAGCACCAUUGCAAUUAACCUGCAUGACUGUCCGCCAACCUUAGAGCCCCGAUCUGCCAGUAGACCUAGGAGUGAAGAAUAACUCCUGUCUUCUCCCCUUGCCUCAUCUUCCCUUGGGUGUGUUCCAUAGCCACACACCAGAAACACUCCUCAGUUUCUAUGGUGAAAGCAGAACUGAUGAGCUAUCUGUACAGACCCAAGCAUCCCCUGUAAAAGGUGAAGACAAAGAAGAGGGAGGGAGGACUGUUUGCUACAUCAUUCUGAAGGCCUCUUGCCAGUUGCUGGCUAUGAGAGUUUGGGGGAGGGGUCAUCGGACCAGUACAGCUGAAUGCUGGGAACUGGGGCGGGGGGUGGGAGAGUGGGUUUGGUGGGAGUGUAAUGCAUGCAUGUCCAUGUAGCUAGCUAUAGGAUCAUAGAACGUUGUAGAAAGGACCUUCCAACGUAGAUUAGUAGAACUGGAAGGGCCCUUUGAGAUCAUCUAACCCAACCCCACAUUUUUCAGAUAAGGAAACUGGUCCCAGAGAAAAAAAGUGACUUGUUACAUAAGAAACUGAUCCAGGCCUAGGAAUCUGAGGAGCUGAGUCCCGGCCUCUUGGUCUAUUAGUUGUAUCUCAAUGUCUCUUUUGUAAAGAUAAAUAUGUAGUCCACGGGUUUGGGGUAUUGCAGCUCUGAUUCCCACUAACAUGAGAGACUACAUUCCCUAAGUCAGGGCUGGAGACCUAGCACUCUUUCGCUCAGGGCCAGAGAUGUUGAUUCUUUCAUGACCAGGCAGAUGACACCCUAUUCCACGUUGCUUCCCUUUGCUUCCCUUUGAACUAAGGAUGGGGAAGUCACAAGAAGAAAGGGCGACCUCCUGUUUUGCAGAAACAAGGGCAGAAAAUUUUCCUUCCUGACUGCAGGAAGAAUUGGACCUGGGGCUAGCAAGAGAAUUAUAGUUAGAUGUGUGAAUGAGGCAGUGCUCUGGAGGCACAGUAAGAUUUGUGCAGACUUAUUUGAGAUGAAUCCUAUCAACACAGAUGUGUCUGUGCCAGACUGCCUUGGAAGCUUUCAGGGUCAGCUGAUCCCUUGUCUUUUGUACAUGACAUAUUGAGGGCAGCUUUUGGCUGCCUGCUUCAAAGGAGAUGCAAAAGAGGAGGAGGUCUGUUCUUCUGUUAUCUGGAGCCUGCUGCCCUUCCUGAGACCAAACAUCGAUGCAAUUUUCCUUUUUGGGCGCAACCACCUUUCCCCUCUCCCCCUCAAAAAAUAUAUAUAUCAUCUAUUUAUAUAUGUUAUGUAAUAUCGAACUGUUCAGUGUUACAUUGAUCUCAGCGUGAGAUGGUUAAGGGACAAGCAGCUUAUGGUGGAGCUUAGCCAAAUUUGGGGAGGGAGACCCCCUAAGACGACCCUGUGGAGCAAAACUUUGUAUCUGAGCCGGUGUGUGUAUGGAAUAGAUUCAGAAGUUGUGACCCUGACUUCUGCAGAUGUUGGAUGUUAUUUUUCUUACAGUAUUCCGGUUAUUGCUUACAAAAUUCAGCCUAUGGGGAAAGUCAGGAGCUGAUUUUAUAAGUAAGUGCUCUCGUUGGCACACAAAUGAAGCCAGAACUAAGUGUGUUUACCCAUAUCACAGAGCCUCAGGCUUACCAGAGCUAGGAGAGCGGAGGAAGGGAGCAUUAAUGGGGCCCUUUGCUUUCCUGGCUGCUCAUCUGUCAUGCUUAUCACCUCCCGCAGCUUGAGUCUCAUUUCCUUCAAUUCUCGGCAAACGCCAGUUAGUCCUGUAUUUAUUCCUUGGAAGCUAUAGCUCCUGGCUUGCAGCUUCUCAUUGGUUUCUACCAGGAACACCAGAUCAGACUAAGGUGCACAAUGUAUUAUUAUUUUUAAGUCAUUUAACUGGUCAUAUCUAAGGUAUUAACCUCCCCCAAAGCCUGUUCUGCUCUUUCUAGUAUAAAUAUUUUUAGUCAGAACCAACUUCUGUCUUUCCCUGGUUACAGAGCUGGUUAUCCUCAUCCAUCCUGUCUCCUUCCUGCUUCAGGGGGGUUCUCUAUAGAAAUUAAGAAAAACUAACUUUGUCUGGGCUCUUUUCUCCUUUCUUCUCCUUUUCCAGCUUACCCUCCCUGACCUAUUAUCACCUCCCUUUGCAACUUCCAAUGAUGUACACCCCCUGCCCCCAGCCACUUCAACCCUUGGAUGCCUCCUCGUGGAUAUAGUUGAUAAGUGACUGAUAGACACUUUUUCAGCUCCUAUUAUCUAAAAAUGAUCAUUGUCCUUGGCCCGAGGAGCCCAAAACAAAUAGCACAGAGUGAAUGAACAAUAAAUAGGAUGUAUCUUUUGGGCAUUUGGGUUACUCUAGGAAGAGGGCUUACACAAAACAUGCCAGAACUGAAUGUAUUAUUUGUAUGAUUGGUCACCUCCAGAAACUAGAUGAUGCGGGUUUGCGACAUUUGAGUUUUCUUUUCAGUGAUGCCACCAUAUAAAAAGCCAUGCAUGAUAUUGUUGAGCCAGCUUCAUUGUUGGGGCCGCCAUGAUGGGCGCUCAUGCCUAUGAUUUGACCUAGACAGAGUAGCAAGUCCACGGCAACCAAUGGUAAGGAAUGGCCCAACAAGCUCCCAGAUCCCUGCCCUCCCCCUCAUUCUUUUGGAAACUUCUUUAACUCAUCUAUGCUCUAUGCACAAUAUCCCCACCUACAAAAUAGAGAUAGGGAAAAUAAUCCCCAAAGUCUUUUCUUUCUUUAAGAUUUUCUGAGUCUUGAUCAGUUUUCCUGAGGAGAAUUGCUAGUUUUAGUGAUACCUUGGCUCUCUGAGGUCUUUGCUCUGAAAUGCUCCUCCAAAGAAUGCUUUGUGUCCAUAAGCAUAUUUGAAGGCAGGUCUUGGCAUCUCCUAUUGGACUUCCCUCCUGAGGCCUCCUUCAAGGACUAUAGAAAUCCAGCCUGCCAUAGAGAGGUUGGGGGCUAGGGAGGGGGUACCUUUUGGAAAGGAAUGGAUUUUGGAUACCUCUUGCUGCUUCCCCUUUCAUUUCAGUAUGACUUCUAUCAUUUGUUGUUUUUUAAUAAAGCCUCCAAGUUCCUUCACCUUA
Molecule: messenger RNA, 4497 nt
Organism: Trichosurus vulpecula (common brushtail)
Lineage: Eukaryota; Metazoa; Chordata; Mammalia; Diprotodontia; Phalangeridae
Product: KIAA0513 ortholog
Exons: 11
Coding region: 153-1358 (401 amino acids)
Source: RefSeq, a predicted model, not a curated record